ACGAGCGGCUGGAGGAGCGGAAGCUGGAGGCGGUGCGCGGGGACAACCUGGCGCUGGUGCAGGAGAUCCUGCGGGACAUCGGGCGCCUGGCGCGGGCCGACGCGCAGGGAGCGGCGGCGGAGCUGGCGCGGAUCCUGCGGGAGCCGCACUUCCAGUCGCUGCUGGAGACCCACGACUCGGUGGCUGCCAAGAGCUUCGAGCCUCCCCCGAGCAGCCCCGGCCCGGAGCCCGCGCUGGGGUCGCAGCCCGUGCCCCCCGACGCUGUGCGCAUGGUGGGCAUCCGCAAGGCAGCCGGGGAGAACUUGGGGGUGACGUUCCGCGUGGAGCGGGGGGAGCUGGUGAUCGCCCGCAUCCUGCACGGGGGGAUGGUGGCGCAGCAGGGGCUGCUGCACGUGGGGGACGUGAUCCGCGAGGUGAACGGCCGCGAGGUGGGCAGCGACCCGCGGGCGCUGCAGGACAGCCUGCGCCACGCCAGCGGCAGCGUCGUGCUCAAGAUCCUGCCCAGCUACCAGGAGCCGCACCCGCCCCGCCAGGUGUUCGUCAAGUGUCACUUCGACUACGACCCGGCCACCGACAGCCUCAUCCCCCCCAAGGAGGCCGGGCUCAAGUUCAUGGCCGGGGACCUGCUGCAGAUCGUCAACCCCCCCCCCCCCAACUGGUGGCAGGCGUGCCACGUGGAGGGCGGCAGCGCGGGGCUGGUGCCCAGCCAGCUGCUGGAGGAGAAGCGCAAGGCUUUCGUCAAGCGGGACGGGGAGGUGGCCCCUGCCUCGGGGGCCCUGUGCGGCAGCCUCAGCGGGAAGAGGAAGAAGAGGAUGAUGUACCUGACGACGAAGAACGCCGAGUUCGACCGGCACGAGCUGCUGAUCUACGAGGAGGUGGCGCGGAUGCCGCCGUUCCGCCGGAAAACGCUGGUGCUGAUCGGGGCUCAGGGCGUGGGGCGCCGCAGCCUCAAGAACAAGCUGAUCAUGUCCGACCAGGCGCGCUACGGCACCACCAUCCCCUACACGUCCCGGAAGCCGAAGGAGAGCGAGCGGGACGGGCAGGGCUACCGCUUCGUGCCGCGGGCCGAGAUGGAGGCGGACAUCAAGGCGGGCCGGUACCUGGAGCACGGCGAGUACGAGGGGAACCUCUACGGCACCCGCAUCGACUCCAUCCGCGCCGUGCUGGCCGCGGGCAAGAUGUGCAUCCUGGACGUGAACCCGCAGGCCGUGAAGGUGCUGCGGACAGCGGAGUUCGUGCCCUUCGUGGUGUUCAUCGAGGCGCCCGCGCCCGACAGGCUGCGGGCCAUGAACCGGGCGGCCCUGGAGAGCGGCGUGGCCACCAAGCAGCUCACGGAGGCGGACGCCCAGCGCACGGUGGAGGAGAGCAGCCGCAUCCAGCGCGGCUACGGGCACUACUUCGACCUGAGCCUGACCAACGACGACCUGGAGCGCACCUUCGGGCGGCUGCGGGAGGCCAUGGAGCACCUCCGGGUGCAGCCCCAGUGGGUGCCGGUCACCUGGGUCUACUAGGGACCCCCGAGCCCCACCCCGGCCCA
Molecule: messenger RNA, 1537 nt
Organism: Lonchura striata (white-rumped munia)
Lineage: Eukaryota; Metazoa; Chordata; Aves; Passeriformes; Estrildidae
Source: RefSeq, a predicted model, not a curated record